AUGGAGCAGACCUUCGCAGACCAGCACCUCUUCAUUACGGGCGGCACAGGUUUCUUAGCUAAAACUUUAAUUGAAAAGCUAUUGCGAUGCACGCCAAACAUUACCAAGAUAUAUGUAUUAAUUCGCCCUCGCAAGGGCGUAAUACCAGCUGAGAGAUUAAAGAAGGAGAUCAUUGGUAGUCGCGUCUUUGAUCGCCUUCGAGCUGAGAAAUCUGAUAGUUUUGAAGCUUUUGCAUGCGAGAAAUUACAAGCAAUUGCUGGUGAUAUCACGACACCUGACUUAGGUCUCAGUCCACAAGAUGCACAAUUAUUGCAAGCUCAGGUGCAGAUUUCUAUUCACUCAGCAGCUACAGUUCAGUUUGAUGAGCCUCUUGAAGUGGCUGUUGAAAUGAAUUGUUUGGGAGCUUUACAUGUUGCAAAAUUUGUACAAACAUGUCGUAGAAAUCGAUGUCACUUGCAUGUAUCAACGGCUUAUGUUAAUAGUAAUCGAAGAGAUACAACAAUUAGUGAGAAAUUGUAUCCUCUGGACUUCGAGGUACAUGAUGCUCUUAAUGCUGUAAUAACUGCAUCUCCAAGCGAAAUGGAACGAUUACGAGUUAAUCUCAUGGGGACAUAUCCCAAUACAUAUACACUUACCAAGUCAAUGACGGAGCAUUUACUCGUUCAAGAAUUUACACUCCAAUUUCCGCUGAUCAUUCACCGUCCAACCAUCAUUGGUGCAAGCUGGAAAGAGCCAAUGCCAGGCUGGGUUGAUCAAAUUGCUGCAGCUGGCGCAGUCUUCUUGGCUGCUGGCUUGGGCGUCCUCACUAUGCUCCCAGGAGAUCCAAGAAAUGUUGCUGAUAUUGUUCCUGUGGAUUUGGCGGUGAACAGUAUUCUUCUAUCUAUAUGUGCUAAGCUUCAUGAGCUCGUGAGCCCUCGAAUACUGCACGAAUCAACUCGAUCUUCAUCGACGGUUGCUGCAUUAAAUCAACCCAUGAUUGUUCAUUGUGGCACAUCCGAUCCUCGACAAAACCCUCUUCGUUGGCGUAUCCCGUGUAUGCUGGUGCCGGAGUAUUUUCGAAAGAAUCCACCAGCACGUGGACUAUUUCCGGCUAAAUUUUCCAUGAUUCCAACUCAUCAAAGCUUUCAGAUUCAAUGGUUUCUUAAAUACGCACUUCCAUCGUCCGUGUACUCGACUUUGGCUAACAAAAGUGGACAUUCCGCUCACAUUAAGAACGCCGCGAAGUUGUGGCAGCUUACCUGGCGUGCUCGUAAUCUUGUCGAGAUAUUUAAACCAUUCACUGAAAACCAAUGGAUUUUUACUGCUGACGUUGCCGAAACGACACUUCAAUCAUGGGCAACUUCGGAUUUUUGGAUUGAUUCUCACGAAAUUGCGUGGGAGCGCUAUGUGUUGAAUUACUGCGUUGGACUUAAAAAAUUUAUGCUGAAAGAGGACGUUAUUGACGUUGAUAUUGAAGGGGUGAAACAAACCAAACUUGCAUUAAGUACAGGACGUAUCUUGGAUUGGGAUCCGGAUCACCACGCAAUUUCGUUUCCUAGACUUCUUUCGGAUGUGGCUUGGGCUUACACGUCAAGUCGGAAGCCAGGAUACACUAAAUCUGGUCUCUUAGGUCGUGUCAUGGGCCUCACUGGAUGGAAAGAAGGUAUGAAUCACGAAGCUUCACAUGUUCCUAGACCUCAUGUGGAGUCCAUUGGUGGUUUACGUAACAGUGUCCUUGAAGACAAAGUCGUUCGUGAAGCUAUCAAAGAACGCGCAGUGGCUUCUGGAAUCGAUGUUGACGACGUUGAGCGUCAAGCUGCUUGCAUACUUGACACUAUGGCGGCACAGCUUGACUACAAAGCUGUGCGAAAGUUUGGAUGGCUGCUUCGAAAAAUAUGCCGAAAUAUGUACGAUCAGAUUCAUGUGGAUGAAACUGGACUUACACGUAUUCGUGAUCUACUUGCUGAGCGACGUGGCAGUGUUGUCCUUGUACCAACUCAUCGGUCUUAUGUUGACUUUCUGUUGAUGAGCUACGUAUUUUUCGCUUAUAAUAUUCCCGUUCCCUACGUCGCAGCUGGAGAAGAUUUUCUUAACAUGGGCAGUCUCACAAAAUUACUUCGCGAGUCUGGCGCAUUCUUUAUUCGUCGAUCAUUUUCAAAUGAUUCGCUCUACUCUGCCGUCUUUCAUGCCUACACGCAGUAUUUAGUGGCAAGAGGACACACCGUUGAGUUUUUUAUCGAAGGCUCUCGCAGUCGAAGCGGUAAGCAGCUACAUCCAAAGUUUGGUAUCCUGAAUACUGUCGUAGACUGCUACCUAUCGGACAAAGUCAAAAAUCUCUUCAUUGUUCCUGUGACGAUUGACUACGAAAAGCCAUUGGAAGUUCUUUUACAUCAAAAUGAACUUCUUGGCGAAGGAAAAGUUCGCGAGUCAAUAAGCGCGCUGCUGAAGGCCAUGCCGGUUGUACGUAAGAAAUUUGGCUCGAUCUCAGUUAUGUUUGGUGUCCCUUUGGAUGUGAAACAGUACGUGGAUGCAGCACUUGUACUUGCUAAAGAGCAAGAGAUGCUAGUACCUACACAAACUAUUGUAGAAGAUUUAGGCUACGUGAUCACAGACGCAUUGAUCAAGAACGCCACGUGUGCGAUGUCACAUGUAGUAGCGGCUAUAUUGCUUGUAUACCGCCAUGGUAUAUCCAAGGAAGAGCUUGUGCGCCAGGCUGAUUGGUUAAGACUGGAGGUUCUGCGUCGUGGCGGUCGUGUCGUGGGGACUCAAGGCCGUUCACCCACAAUUGUCGUGGAUUCUGCACUUAAGUUACUACACGAAUUCAUUACCAGGCGACGUAAAGACCUCGUAGAGCCUGCAAUCACAAGUCGAGAGCAAUACCCAAAUAUGAUUGGCCUCGGAUACUAUCGCAACAAGCUAUUGCACUGGUUUUAUCUCGAAGGUGUCUUUGCUUGUGCUUAUAAUGCUUUGGAGGCUUGUAACUCUCCAUCCAGUACUCAUCCUGAAUCAAGUCUUUCGAAAAGCUCGGGUGUAGAUCGUCAUGAGUUGUUUAGUGGUGCAUUGUUCCUGCACGAGAUGCUCAUGAUGGAGUUUGUUCGCAAAAAUGAUCCCAAAGCAGACCAAGAGCAGCUUCACGCGGCACUUGCACAACUGGAAACUCGCAAAGUGCUCGUUGCAAUCACUUCAUCGUCAUCGACUCCACGUGUUGAAGCAGUAGAUGGUGCGAUGUUAUCGCUGUUGAGUACAUUGAUCUGGCCGUUUAUAGACAGCUACUGGGUUGCUGUGACCAGUUUGUUUGCGCUGCGUCCACAAUGUGAAGUAAGUACCGAAGAUUUGCUUAAGCGUCUGCAAUGGCUUGCCGAAACGAUGUAUCACGAGAACCUCAUCAGUUUUUAUGAAUCAUGUUCACGUGAAACGCUUCAAAAUGCGUUGGCAUUGCUUGAAAGUUGGGGUGUGCUCUCCUCCCGCCGAACUUUAGACAAGCAGAAUGACAAGCAUGACAAAAAACAACCGGUAGAUAAGCUACUGAGUUUGACACAUCACUUUACUAAAGACGGUGAAUUGCGACAACUUGCUCAACGCAUCUCAAAAUUCCGCAAGCUACCGUUAGGUGCACAGCUAGCUACGACGAGUGAAACGGAGAUUCUGGCGCGUUUGCCGGCGCUUUCCCGCUUGUAG
Molecule: messenger RNA, 3657 nt
Organism: Plasmopara halstedii
Lineage: Eukaryota; Oomycota; Peronosporomycetes; Peronosporales; Peronosporaceae
Product: fatty acyl
Exons: 6
Coding region: 1-3657 (1218 amino acids)
Cellular component (GO): mitochondrial membrane
Source: RefSeq, a predicted model, not a curated record